Molecule: messenger RNA, 1533 nt
Organism: Limanda limanda (common dab)
Lineage: Eukaryota; Metazoa; Chordata; Actinopteri; Pleuronectiformes; Pleuronectidae
Product: cytohesin-3
Exons: 13
Coding region: 33-1217 (394 amino acids)
Biological process (GO): regulation of ARF protein signal transduction
Molecular function (GO): guanyl-nucleotide exchange factor activity
Source: RefSeq, a predicted model, not a curated record
UUCUUCUCCGGGGGAAUUUAAAGGCUGCAGACAUGGACGAGGAAAACCAAGUACCCGAGGACCUGUCUUUGGAGGAAAAAGAUGAGCUGUCGAACAUACGACGCAGGAAAAAAGAGCUGCUGGAUGAUAUUGAACGGCUGAAGUUUGAGAUCGCAGAGGUCAUGACUGAGAUUGAGCAGCUAACCUGUGUGGGGGAGAGCAAAACCACACAGAGAAACAAACAGAUCGCCAUGGGCAGGAAGAAGUUCAACAUGGACCCUAAAAAGGGAAUCCAGUUUCUUUUGGAGAAUGAUCUUCUGCAGCACACCCCAGAAGACAUUGCACAGUUCCUCUACAAAGGCGAGGGGCUCAACAAAACAGUCAUCGGGGACUACUUGGGAGAACGGGACGACUUCAACAUCAAGGUCCUCCAUGCAUUUGUGGAGCUUCAUGAGUUUGCGGACCUCAACCUCGUACAGGCCUUACGGCAGUUUCUGUGGAGCUUCAGACUUCCUGGCGAAGCCCAGAAGAUUGAUCGCAUGAUGGAGGCAUUUGCUUCCAGGUACUGCAAUUGCAAUCCUGGCGUCUUCCAGUCCACAGACACCUGCUAUGUCCUAUCGUUUGCCAUCAUCAUGCUGAACACCAGCCUGCACAAUCCCAACGUCAGAGACAAGCCCCCUGUGGAGCGCUUCAUCUCCAUGAACAGAGGGAUCAAUGAGGGGGGGGACCUCCCAGAGGAUCUACUCAGGAAUCUAUACGACAGCAUCAAGAGUGAACCCUUUAAGAUCCCAGAGGACGAUGGGAAUGACCUGACGCACACGUUCUUCAACCCAGACAGAGAGGGCUGGCUGCUCAAAUUAGGGGGCCGAGUAAAAACCUGGAAGAGACGGUGGUUCAUUCUGACGGACAACUGCCUCUACUACUUUGAAUACACAACAGACAAGGAGCCUCGUGGGAUCAUCCCUCUGGAGAAUCUCAGCAUCAGGGAGGUGGAGGAGCCCAGGAAACCUAACUGUUUUGAGCUCUACAACCCCAACCACAAGGGCCAGGUGAUCAAAGCCUGCAAGACUGAGGCAGAUGGCCGUGUUGUCGAGGGAAACCAUGUGGUGUACAGGAUAUCAGCACCCACGCCAGAGGAGAAGGAAGAGUGGAUUAAAUCCAUCAAGGCCAGCAUUAGCAGGGAUCCCUUCUACGACAUGCUGGCCACCAGGAAGAGGCGCAUCGCGAACAAGAAGUGAAGAGGGACAAUCUUCACGACCCCCAACUGCCCAUCUUUCUCUCCCUCAGUUCGUGAACACGUAUAUCACACACUACAAAGCUGGUUCACCGCAGAAGUGACUGUAAACCUAAGAAAAAGUCAGCUUUUCUUCUGGACUGUCCACAAGUCUGUGUUGAGGAGACAUCACACACUACCGAGGGAACGGCAGAGCACCAGGAAACUCAGAUGUACAUGAGCAACCAAACAAUCAGUUUGUUUCUCCUCCAUCUCAUACACACUCCCCUACCUCCCUCUCAUGGUCAUGAUAUGUUUCUAGGUCUCCUCAAAGCACAACU